Molecule: messenger RNA, 2826 nt
Organism: Tupaia belangeri chinensis (Chinese tree shrew)
Lineage: Eukaryota; Metazoa; Chordata; Mammalia; Scandentia; Tupaiidae
Gene: MXI1
Product: MAX interactor 1, dimerization protein
Exons: 8
Coding region: 1-1173 (390 amino acids)
Biological process (GO): regulation of transcription by RNA polymerase II
Molecular function (GO): protein dimerization activity; RNA polymerase II cis-regulatory region sequence-specific DNA binding; DNA-binding transcription factor activity, RNA polymerase II-specific
Source: RefSeq, a predicted model, not a curated record
AUGAAAGGGAGCCAGGUGUGGCACCCGAGUGUGAUCUUUGCACAGCUGGACCAAGGCUGGAAGAGGAGUGUGGACAGAGAUGCUUACAUCUCCUCCUCCUUCGUGGACAAUACUUUUGCAUCUGAAGAGAGAAAGAUGGAAGGAGUGAAUAGGUGCACAUCGAGUGCUUUUUCCAUUUCGGUUAAAAUACAGUGCCUUACACUGUGGAGAGAUUUGGGGACAGGCGGGGACGAGCGCGCGGACCGGCAGGGGGCGGUCCCUGUCUCGCUAGUCUCCACCUUUUAUUUUGACCGGUCGGAUGGCGACAGGCUCGCGCUAGGACCCAGGCGCCAGAGCGCCUCCGUCUGUCCUGCCGUGCCCCCCGCCCCGGCCGCGCCCGCGCCCCAGCCCCCGGCCCAGCCCGAGGAGCCCGCGGGGGCCAAGCCCAGGUGCCCCUUCUCGGACAUUUUCAACACCAGCGAGAACUCGAUGGAAAAGCACAUCAACACUUUUCUGCAGAACGUGCAGAUUCUGCUCGAGGCCGCCAGCUACCUGGAGCAGAUCGAGAAAGAAAACAAAAAGUGUGAACAUGGCUAUGCCUCAUCGUUCCCCUCUAUGCCGAGCCCCCGGCUGCAGCACUCAAAGCCCCCACGGAGGUUGAGCCGGGCCCAGAAACACAGCAGUGGGAGCAGCAACACCAGCACUGCCAACAGAUCUACACACAAUGAGCUGGAAAAGAAUCGACGAGCUCAUCUUCGCCUAUGUUUAGAACGCUUAAAAGUUCUAAUCCCACUAGGACCAGACUGCACCAGGCACACCACGCUUGGUUUGCUCAACAAAGCCAAAGCACACAUCAAGAAACUUGAAGAAGCUGAAAGGAAGAGCCAGCACCAGCUUGAGAACUUGGAACGAGAACAAAGAUUUUUAAAGCGGCGACUGGAACAGCUGCAGGGUCCUCAGGAGAUGGAACGAAUACGAAUGGACAGCAUCGGAUCGACUAUUUCUUCAGACCGUUCUGAUUCAGAGCGAGAGGAGAUUGAAGUGGAUGUUGAAAGCACAGAGUUCUCCCAUGGAGAAGUGGACAAUAUAAGUACCACCAGCAUCAGUGACAUUGAUGACCACAGCAGCCUGCAGAGUAUUGGGAGUGACGAGGGUUACUCCAGUGCCAGUGUCAAACUUUCAUUCACUUCCUAGAACCCAGCAUGACAUACAGUGCAGGGCAAAAUAUUCACUGGGCCAAUUCAAUACAAUCUCUUAAAUUGGGUUCAUGCAGUCUCCUCUUUAAAACUAAACAAAAUAUACUUGAACAAAAGGGUCAAAAGACCUAUAUUUAAGCAAAUACUUAAAAGUGGGGCAGAGCCUCCCCAGCAGAACAAAUAUUCAUAAUAUUCAUAUUGGAAAGAUCACAGUUUCUAAUGGCAGCAGAAAACUUGUGAGAUUUUCUUGGUUUGAUCUAGUUGAUUAAAAGAGGACAUCGGAGAUUCUAUCCUCUUUUUCUUUCCGAGUUUGCUCAUAAUACAUUGAGUAGACACACUUUAGGAUGGGGUUCUGAACCCUACUUGAGCUUUAGGGUCCUAAAAAUAAACUGAAAGUAAUUAAAAGACAAGAUAAUCAGGCAUUAAUCUUUGAUAACUAAAGACCUAUUAAAACAUACCCUGGGACAGCUUAUCAUGAAGCCUGUGGAUGAUCAAUUCUUUAAAAAAAAAAAAAAAAGGAAAAAAGAAAAGAAAAAAAAAAAAGCUCAUUUCAUGCUCCAUGCUCUGCAAAAGGAGAGACUCUCAUGAAGCCUUUUGAAAGGGAUCAUCAUGCAGCUCAGCUUUCUGUUGGAUUCCAUGCUAAGCAAGCUAACCAUAUCCUGCAUUGUUAGCACUAGGGCACCCAACCGCCAGCUCGCCAGCCCCACCGCCACUAGGCCGCAUGGGGGCAGUCCAUGCAUGACAGCCUCUGUCACACAAGGCCUAUGAGUAUGGACUGGGGAGCAAGAAGGAAAAUGCUCCACGUGCCUCUAUGUCUGCGUGGGUCAGAAGAGUUGUACACGCAGAUGAGCAGGCCAAGGUCUGAGCCACGGCAGCAUUUUUAUUUCAGAUUUUGAUAACUGUUUAUAUGUGUUGAAAACCAAAAUGACAUCUUUUUAAAGCUUGUCCAUAAAAAAAAAAAUAGAUGUCUUUUAUAGUGGAAACACACAUGGGGAAAAAAUCAUCUAUUUUGAUGCAGCAUUUGAUAAUGAUAAAACACCUCACUCCUCACUCUUUAUAGUGCACAAAAUGAAUGAGGUCUGGGCUAGGUAGAAUAAAAGGUCAAUGCUGUUUUUGUUUUCUUUUAGAAUCAUUACCUUUUACCAGCUUUUAACCAUCUGUUAUCUAUAGCAAAUACACACACUAUCAUAUAGUUAACAUAGUUAAGUUCAGCACUUGUCUCAUUUAAAUGUAAAGAUUUGCUUCCAUUUUCCUACAGGUAGUCUGUCUCUCCUUCCUCACAAUCCCACUGUGCAGGUGCUAUUGUUGCUCUUAUAUUUUCAUAAAUGUUAUUUUCUUUUAAGUGAAAUUUCUAGCCUGCACUUUGAUGUCAUGUGUUCCCUUUGUCUUUUGAACUCCAAGAUCCCCUUCUGGUCCUCUCCCUUAUCCUAAGAAGCCUUCUUGAAGACUUUACCCCUGGCUGUUUGGACUUUGUAAACUUUAAAUAAUUUAACUACCCUUAAUUACUUAAAAAAAAAAAAAAAGCUUUAUGAUUUUCAUAACUUAUUGCUGAUUUUAAUGGGUUGUUAAUUUCAGUCCUGUAGUUUUAUUUUAUGUUUAGAUAGGGCUGGGCAAGGAAAAGAAAAUAAAGACAACCAUAUUUAGCAAUGCA